UACAUGCAGACCCUUGCGGGGUGAUAAUGACGCUUUACGGCAUGCUAUUGAGUUCAUUCCAGUUGUGAAACUGAGGGUUCAAGGCAGAGCCCGCAAGGUUGCUUGCAAGAUCAGCUGGCAUGUGACAAGCAUGGGGCAAUGAGCUUUGGUAGUCACAGUGCCCAUGGACACGCUGGCCGAAGUCCAUACCCAGCUGCAUCACCAUCACCAAUAGUGUGCCCCCCAUGUGCGGCACAAGUAUAUAGCGACACAGCCAAGAAGUGGUUGCCAGCCACUAUUUCUGUCAUUGACAUCGGUGGCGCUGCAGUGACUGUAAGAUACAGCCGCGAUGGAGAUCUUGUGGAAAAAGUCUUGCCGUUGGGCCAUUCACAUUUGCAGCUGGCGUGCCGGCCUGUAUGCCCAGAAGGUGUGAAGUGCAGAUUGAGGCACAAGAAGCACCUUGGCUGUUUCGCGCAUCCAUUUGAUUUGGACUAUCAGCGAUCUUGUUCACACUUUGGGGUGCACUUUGAGAUGCCAUCUUUGCGGGAUUUGUUCACAUGGGUUGAUGCCGACAGCUCGGGGAAGAUCUCAAAGAAAGAGCUUCAAGAUGCGCUGCCGCUUCUGGAAAAGUUGCAAAAUAAGCUCCUCACGCUCACAGAAGACUUUUGGCACAAGCUUGACAAGGACGGUAAUGGUGCCGUGAACUUUUUCGAGUUUGCGCAGUGGGCUGAAGAUGCAGAUCAUUUCGGCCUUCCAACGGGCAUCGACCGAGUUCUUGCACCAAGUGCUUGUGCAGUACCAGCCUGUCGUUGUACUGGCUUUCGCCCAAUGGAAAGUCUUACAAGAGCAGAGGAGUGGUGCGCGAUCGAGAGAAUCGAGGGAGGCAAAAAGGACAUGAAGCAUGGGAAGGACAAGACGGAUUUGCAUGGAAGGGCCUUGACUGACCGUAUGGCAGAUCGUUUGCAGACGUGCCACUGCGGUCACAAGCAAAUGGUGCACCGCGUGCAGACUUUCCACACCAGUGCAUGUCCACGUCACUGGACUUCAGGCACUGGAGACAAGGCGGAGCCUAAAGUCCUGCCACUAGAAAUUGAGCAUUUGGGAUGGCUGCAGCAACUGGUGAGCAGCACAUACAGCAGCAUUUGGACCCGUGACAGGCGGAAGCAUCAUCCGGAGAAUCCAAACGUUCCACAAGGCUUUCACAUUGUCCGUGGAUUUCGUGUUGAAAACAGCCGGAGCUGGCAAGAAUACUGCCACAGGCGAGCUGAGCUCCUGAAUGACACAAGAGAACGCCCUGUGCACUGCUAUGAUGUCCUAACGCGAAAUGGAUGGACGCAAUAUGCGCACCAUUUUGGAUUGGAAGAACUUAAGCAUAGGUGCAAUGAAUGGAUGCUAUUUCACGGAACUUCACCAGAAGCUGCGCGGAAUAUCUCGAAGAGUGACUUCCGCAUGAGCCUUGCAGGCGGGAGCACUGGCACCCUCUACGGUCGAGGUACAUACCUUGCGGAAUCCUUCACAAAAGCGGACGAGUACUCCAAAGCAGCACGCGACCCAAAGACUGGUCGAAUGGAGUAUGCCAUGUUGCUCGUCCGAGCCUUGGGUGGUUACGUGCGCUAUUGUGAUGAAGCAGAGCCAAAUGCGCAGGAUUUGACCCGUAGCUGUAUAGAAGGCCCCUAUGAUUGUGUUCUGGGAGAUCGUCAGAAAUGUCGAAAUACUUACCGUGAGUUCGUUUUCUUCGAUACUGAAAACCUUUACCCAGAAUACAUCCUGAUCUACGAGCAUGUCCGCGCUUGAAGAUAAAAGGAGAUGGACAAAAGUGCAAGGCAGCGUGGCAGAUGACCUUCACUUGGGACUCAUUCGAUGCUUGUAGAUUGUACUUUUCUGCAGAGCAAUUGUGGAGCGAUGCCAGGUGUGGACACUUUUUCCAUCGGAUGUGCUUGCGUCGUCACCUCCGGUCGUCCAUUGGGGCUGACAGCCCCGACAGCGAGCCUGAGAUGCAUUGAUUGCUGCAGAUGGAUCCGCACUUUUCACUUCCCCUCACUUCCUCAGGGGGCUAAUGCACAAACCUAGGCAAAUCUCCACGCGAUACAUGAUAAUGUGAUAUAAUGUGUUCAAUUGGUUUCGGCCAUUUUUGAAGAUGUUUCGCAACUCCGGCCGGUGUCCUCAGGGCGCUUGCCCAAAUUGUCGAACUGCCAAUGCUGCUUUGGGCACCUCGAAUUGCCGGGCCAAACCGCUCUCAUGGCAGGUGGCCCAGGCAGUGGUGCACAGCUCUGUCUUCCUGAUCCAGGCCGUACUGAAGCUUCAAGACCUGCCAGACGCUUCGGUCAUAUGAUGAGAGACAUGAAGUUUUGUAUUGCAAAGGAGAAGGACAUGAAUUGUCAGAACUUCAAUGGAAUCAAGACAGGCGCGUUGCGGAGGCAAGUCGGCCGCGCUCACUCAACUCAUUCGUUUUGCUGUGCCUUGUACAAAGAGUCUUGAGAUGGUGAUAGCGAUCACCGGCUGCACGGCAGCACGAAAAGUUUUGUUUGUUGGAUCAGCACCACAGCCUUGACA
Durusdinium trenchii is the source of this 2532-nucleotide messenger RNA. The record is from the annotation of a GenBank genome assembly. Lineage: Eukaryota; Dinophyceae; Suessiales; Symbiodiniaceae.